AUGGAGACACAAUUAGGUCAGAUUGUUGAUGCUUUGAGUCAAAGAGAACUCGAGAAAUUUCCAAGCCAACCGGUGAUACUUCAAAGGAACCAAGAGCAGGCCAAAGCGGUCAUAACACUUAGAAGUGGCCCCACUCAAGAAGAGAUUGAGAAACCGAAUGAAGAUCCAAGCAAUGCUACUUCUUCGUAUGAAGCUCCAAAUUUUCACAAGGCUGAAAAACCUUACACUCCGCCAAUCUCAUUUCCAGGAAGACUUGCCAAAAGCAAGCAGGAUAAGUCAUUUAAAGAAAUUUUUGAUAUUUUAAGUAAAGUGAAUGUUAAUUUACCUUUGCUUGAUGUCAUUAGGAAUAUGCUAGUGUAUGGGAAAUUUUUCAAGGAGCUGAACACUUAUAAAAGGAAGUAUAGACCUAAUGAGAAGGUGAUGGUGUCUGAAAAUGUGAGUGCUGUGCUUCAAAGAAAGCUCUCACUAAAACUCAAGGAUCCGGGCAGUUUUUCUAUCAAUAUCACCAUUGGAGACAACCUAGUUGAAAAGGCUAUGCUUAACUUGGGGGCUAGCAUCAACUUAAUGCCCUAUUCAGUGUACCUUCAAUUAGAUUUUGUAGUGUUGGACAUGGAAGAGGCUCCUAUACAUGAUCAUGAGUUACCUAUUUUGCUUAGGAGACCCUUUAUGGCCACGGCAAAGACUAUCAUAGAUGUGCAAAAUGGUCUCCUCACCAUGACUGUGCUAGGAAAAACUAUACAAUUCAAAGUGUUUGAAUCUCUUUCUCACCCUUCUACUUCACUUGAUUGUUGUUCGAUUGAUGUGCUUGAUUCACUGGUUUUCUCUAAGUUUUUGCUGGCACAAUCCAAUGAUCCAUUACAAUAUGUUUUGAGUCAAUCUCAAAAUAACUUUGAUGAAGAAGUGCUCAUGGAGAUGGUGGCUGCCUUGGUAGCAUUAAAACCAUAUCCCUCCACUUUUUCACCUCUUAUAGAGCCAUUAGGACCAUCUGCCACACAUCUGAUCCCUUCUGUUGCUAAACCUCCAAAACUUGAGCUUAAACCACUUCCAUCACAUCUAAAAUAUGCUUACCUAGCUGAGUUUGAAACUCUCCCAGUUAUCAUAGUAUUUGACCUCACCCCUUUGGAAGAAGAUAAACUAAUUAUGGUGCUAAAAGAGUUCAAAUCAGCCAUUGGUUGGUCUAUUGCAAAUAUCAAGGGAAUAAGCCCUACUAUGUGCAUGCAUUGA
Molecule: messenger RNA, 1224 nt
Organism: Prunus mume (Japanese apricot)
Lineage: Eukaryota; Viridiplantae; Streptophyta; Magnoliopsida; Rosales; Rosaceae
Source: RefSeq, a predicted model, not a curated record